Benincasa hispida (wax gourd) is the source of this 3610-nucleotide messenger RNA. Its product is annotated as Tetratricopeptide repeat (TPR)-like superfamily protein. Gene Ontology annotation, molecular function: mRNA binding; protein binding. Gene Ontology annotation, biological process: RNA processing; mitochondrion organization. Gene Ontology annotation, cellular component: mitochondrion. NCBI's taxonomy places the organism in Eukaryota, Viridiplantae, Streptophyta, Magnoliopsida, Cucurbitales, Cucurbitaceae. The record is from RefSeq and is a predicted model, not a curated record.
UUAUUUUGCUAUCUUCGUAUCGAUGGCUAAAAAACGGCCGCACCCAGAACGAUGGCUGCUGCCUUUCAAAAUUGCCGCGAAACCCAUCGUUUCGCUAAAACCCUAAGUCAGCUGUGGCUGUUUUAUGAUCCCUCCAACUAAUCCCCAACUUUGUUCAUCUUAAUUUCACACUGUGGGAGACGAGAAGACGGCAGGGUUUCUCCCAAUCCUGCUCCCAUUUCCAUGCUUAGCCGUAUUCAUCAAUGGAAGCCAUUACAUUUUCUGAGGAAAUGCGGGAUACUGGCUUCUUUUAGUUCCGUGAUCCUUGCUAGGCCUUCAGUUUCUGCCGCCCGGGUCGAAGAGGAAACCGUCACUACCUCCUUCUUUCUGAACCAGAACGACCCAGUUCAUGAAAUUCUCACAGGUUUGAAUUCCCUUGGGUUUAGAGCAUAUGUUGGUGGAUGUAGCUUUCAAACUGUUGUUUCUACUUUGAGUGAAACUGUAGUGGAUGGCGUUCUUGCUAGCUUGAGAACUCAGAAUUCUGAGGUUGCUGUGGCUUUUUUCUAUUUGUUAAGAAACGAGUACGGAUUUCGGCAUUCUGGAUUCUCCCAGUUUGCUGUUUCUCAUAUUUUAGCUGGUAAAGGACGAUUCAAGGAGUUGCAUUCCAUUUUAAAGCAUUUGCUUGAGGAGCAAGGGUUGGGUUCUGCGUCUACCUUUUGUGACCUGCUCUUGAACAAAUUCAGGAAUUGGGAUUCAAAUGGUGUAGUAUGGGAUAUGCUGGCAUUUUCGUACUCUAGACUUGAAAUGAUUCAUGACGCCCUCUUUGUUAUUGCAAAGAUGAAGGAUCUAAAUUUACAAGCUUCAGUUCCAACUUAUAACUCUCUAUUGCAUAACUUGAGGCACACUGAUAUUAUGUGGGAUAUAUACAAUGAGAUCAAAGUUAGUGGAGCUCCUCAUGGUGAAUAUACUACAUCAAUACUUAUACAUGGCCUAUGCGAGCAAUCCAAGUUACAGGAUGCGAUUUCAUUUCUACAGGACAGUAAUGAAGUAGAUGGACCUUCUAUUGUGUCUAUUAAUACCAUUAUGUCAAAGCUUUGCAAAGUGGGGCUGAUAGAUGUUGCGAGGUCAUUUCUUUCUUUGAUGGUCAAGAAUGGACUUCUUCCUGAUUCCUACAGUUAUAAUAUUCUUGUUCAUGGGUUAUGUGUAGCAGGUUCCAUGGACGAAGCUCUGGAAUUCACAGAUGACAUGGAAAAGCAUGGUGUGGAACCUGAUGUAGUAACUUACAACACACUCGCCAAAGGAUUUCUCCUGCUUGGUUUGAUGAGUGGGGCCCGGAAAGUUGUCCAAAAAAUGUUGCUAAAAGGUCUAAAUCCAGAUCUUGUGACGUAUACAAUACUGAUGUGUGGACAUUGUCAGAUGGGAAAUAUUGAGGAAGCUCUUAAACUGCGGCAAGAAACUCUUUCAAGGGGGUUUAAGUUGAAUAUCAUUUCCUACAGUGUGCUACUUAGCUGUUUGUGUAAAGUUGGACAAAUAGAAGAAGCAUUGACAUUGCUUGAUGAAAUGGAAACUCUAUGUUUGAAACCUGAUUUUAUAGUAUAUUCAAUCCUCAUUCAUGGCCUCUGCAAGCAAGGGCUUGUUCAAAGGGCUUACCAACUAUAUGAACAAAUGUGCUUGAAGAGAAUUUUUCCAAACUACUUUGCUCAACGUGCUGUACUGUUGGGUCUUUUUAAGAAUGGAAAUAUAUCUGAGGCAAGAAAAUAUUUUGAUGCUUUGACUCAUAUGGAUCUGAUUGAGGAUGUUAUUUUGUAUAAUAUUAUGAUUGAUGGUUACGUAAGACUUGGUGAUAUCACUGAGGCUAUGCAGCUAUAUUACAGAAUGAUUGAAAGGAGGAUCACUCCAAGUAUUGUCACUUUCAACACCCUUGUCAAUGGAUUCUGCAGAAGGGGAGACCUAAUGGAGGCUCGAAAGAUGAUGGAAGUCAUUAGGUUGAAUGGAUUGCUACCUAGUGUGGUAACUUAUACUACCCUAAUGAAUGCGUACUGCGAAGUGGGGAACAUGCAGGAAAUGUUUGAUCUUCUUCAUGAGAUGGAAGCAAACAGUGUCGUUCCAACUCAUGUAACUUAUACUGUACUAAUCAAAGGACUUUGCAGACAGAAUAAGAUGCAUGAAUCCCUCCAGUUGCUAGAGUAUAUGUAUGCAAAGGGUCUAAUGCCAGAUCCGGUCACAUAUAAUACUAUUAUCCAAUGUUUUUGCAAGGGAAGAGACAUUGCCAAAGCUUUCCAGCUUUAUAAUAAGAUGUUGCUUCAUAAUCUUGAUCCUACCCAGGUAACUUAUAACGUACUUAUUAAUGGUCUUUGUAUGUAUGGUGACCUAAAGGAUGUGGAUCGAAUGCUAGUUUCUAUGGAGGAUCGAAAUAUUAGCUUGACAAAAGUUGCUUAUAUGACACUAAUUAAAGCACAUUGUGCAAAGGGUGAGGUCUCUAAAGCAUUAGGGUUCUUCAAUCAAAUGUUGGCUAAGAGUUUUGUUAUUUCGAUUAGAGAUUAUAGCGCUAUCAUUAAUCGGCUGUGCAAAAGAGGUCUAAUUACAGAAGCGAAGCACUUCUUUGUUAUGAUGUUAUCAGAAGGCGAAACUCCUGAUUCUGAAAUUUGUGAGACAAUGCUUAAUGCUUUCCAUCAACAGGGUGAUAACAGUUCAGUGUUUGAAUUCCUUGCUAUGGUGGUUAAAUCUGGCUUUAUUUCACAUUGAUCCAUUCCUUGCUAUGGUGGUUGAAUAUGGCUUUAUUUCACAUUGAUCCAUCUAUAAGUGUGAUCAUUUGAUCACAUCAUAUGCUGUUGCAGAUAACUUGUCCUUUUUGGCAUAAAAGGUUAGCACGAGGUACAGGGUGUAGAGGUUAAAUUUCCCUCUCUGGAAUAUAUCAAACUUUAUGCCGCAGAUAAUCAACGAAAGGAAAAUCAUGUCAAUGACCCUCAUGGGGCUCUCCCAGCCUGGAGGCUGCAGCAGACUUAUUGAGUGGGUGCUUAUGACGAGCUGUGCUAACAACUAUAAGCUGAGCUUGAUUCCUUGCAACUAGUUGUAUUCGAGGUAAGGAAUUCUCGGAGCCUGAGGAGCAUCAGUUUCAGAUCUCCCGUCUGUAUUUGUUAAAUAUGGCGGAGGGUUGCUUCGGAUCGGAAACCAAAUUCUAAAACACCAACCGUGGAUACUUGAAGGGAUUUAAAGGCCGUUUGGUAAAAUUGGGAGAGUUAGGUUGGGUGAGCUUACACUGAUAAAAUAAAAACAGUGAGAUAUUAAAUUCACCGUUUUACUCCCAAUUUAACUUCCUUAAUUUGGUACAUUUGAAAUUACUCUCCCAAUUCUUCUCUGUCAUUUCUCUUGCUCCCUCAUCAGUCUUUUCACAUUACUCCCGUUCUUAUCUCUUUCAUUUUUUUUCAUCUGUCUGGUUCGUCUUCUUUAUCUCUAUUUUUCUUCCUCAGAUUCUCUUCUUUUGCUCAAUCACAUGGGUCUUUUCUUGUUGAAUCACUCUCUGCUCUUCUCUGUAUAUUUUUUUAAGGUUAUUUUCAUGAUUUUACUACGUAUGUGAUUAUUUGUUGUAGAUCCAACUAAGUUUCUUCUUCCUCUUUCGGUUUUUUGUUCA